UUCGUCAAGAUUUAUUACUAAUUGUGUACGAACUGAAACCUGGCUAUUACGCUGUUGGAUAAAGGCCACACUACAAAACAAGGUAGGCUGCAUCUAACUUGGUUCGAACCACUCUAGUUCUGACGCAAAUACAUUUUCUUUUAACCUUAGGUCAAAUUACCCAAUUUAACAAAAACCCGUUAUAUCUGCUUGCAAAUCACAAGAGACAGUUAGGGUUCUUCUAACUCACCGCAAAAAGUUCAGAUAAAAAAAUGGUGUUGCAGCUUCCUGUUUCGUCAUCUUUUCUAUGAAGUUGAUUUAUGACUGGAGUCGAAGAGCAGAGCCGGUACAACAUUACUUUCUGCCACUUGGUCUGAUUUUAAUUAAGUUAUUCUAGGUAAAAUAAUCGAAUUUAACAUACGCUUGGCUUGAGACUAGUUGUAAAAAUAUACAUACCAAAAUAGGUAAGCCAGGCGACCUCGCUUAUUUGUUUAAGAAAUUACAGGGAUAGCAGGCGCUUUUCGAAGACUGAAUUUUGAAUGAGUGAGUGAUUGAGUAGUGCUCCUUGAAAACCAGCUGCCACUGUAUGUGAAGAUGAAGCCUGACGUAAAAUUGGUUCUACUGGGGGACAUAAACGUGGGGAAAACGUCUUUGUUGCACAGGUACACCGAAAGGAAGUUUACAGAUACAAUUAGCACAAUCGGGGGCGCUUUCUUCUUGAAACAGUGGGGACCGUAUAACAUUUCAAUAUGGGAUACCGCAGGACGAGAGCAGUUCCAUGGCCUGGGCUCCAUGUACUGCCGCGGAGCCGACGCUGUGAUUUUCACUUAUGACGUCACAAACUGGCAGAGCUUAGCAGAACUGGAAGACAGGUUUUUGUCAGUGACUGACACCGCAAAGCCGGACUGUAUUUUUGCCAUCGUGGGAAAUAAAGCAGACCUGACGGAUGACUGUGCUUUGUUUAAAGAGGCAGAAGGAAAUGAGAGCCUUGUUCAGACUAUGGGCAGCCCCAGACUGCAGAAGCAAGUGCACAUGGAGGAUGCUGUCGCAGUGUAUAAGAGGAUUCUGAAGUAUAAAAUGCUAGAGGAAAAGGACAGCCUCCCUGCAGAAAAGAUGUGCUUUGAGACCAGCGCCAAAACAGGGUACAAUGUCGACACACUGUUUGAAAACUUAUUUGACGAGGUGGUGCCAAUGAUUUUAAAGAACAGAAAUGAAGGCUUCUCUCAGACUCUAGAUUUGACCGAAUAUAAGGAUGGAAAAAGGACUAGGCCUGGCUGCUGUGUUUAAUUAAACAUGAAAUCACUUAUAUGGUGUUUAACACUAGAGGUAUGACACAAACUUUUUACUGAACAAAUACGAAACGUACAAGUGAAUUAAAAUGUCAUAUUUAUUUCUUAUUCAUUUGCAUAUUCUGUUGCUUUUAUUACUGUUAAAUAAGUCUGUAUUAAUGAUUGAGCCCUUUUAAUGUAAUUCACAACUUUGAUUUAUGUAGUACUCGCACACAAGGUAUGAUUACAACACUUUCAUUUAAUUCGCAGGCAAGGCUGUAUUAACAAGGAAGGUUAAUAAAGUCGUCCUGUUUUUAGGAACCAUAGUGCAUUUAUUAUUGUACAUUAUUUGAUUUUAUAAAUAAACUAGUGUUUAUUUAAACAGUGUUUGUGUUUUCAACUUGUUACUAUUGUAUGGUUGGAUAUUUCAGAUAGUGAGUUUUUUUUUAAAUCUUUU
Polyodon spathula (Mississippi paddlefish) is the source of this 1704-nucleotide messenger RNA. RefSeq names its product ras-related protein Rab-20-like. The record is from RefSeq and is a predicted model, not a curated record. Gene Ontology annotation, molecular function: GTPase activity; GTP binding. Gene Ontology annotation, biological process: intracellular protein transport. Gene Ontology annotation, cellular component: endomembrane system. The coding region runs from base 574 to 1266 and encodes 230 amino acids. Lineage: Eukaryota; Metazoa; Chordata; Actinopteri; Acipenseriformes; Polyodontidae. The transcript has 2 exons.